Triticum turgidum subsp. durum (durum wheat) is the source of this 681-nucleotide messenger RNA. The record is from the annotation of a GenBank genome assembly. NCBI's taxonomy places the organism in Eukaryota, Viridiplantae, Streptophyta, Magnoliopsida, Poales, Poaceae.
AUGAGCUCCGGGACGGGGAAGGCUGAGUUACUUGACCCAGCAGUCAAUAGAACGCUCAAUGUUCUCCGUUCUUGCAAGAAGGCCUCUAUCAAGAGAGUGAUCGUAACCUCAUCCAUGGCUGCUGUUGCCUACAAUGGGAAGCCAAGGACUCCUGAUGUAGUGGUUGACGAGACAUGGUUUUCAAGUCCAGAGGUCUGCGAAAAGAAUAAGCAAUGGUAUGUGCUAUCCAAGACCCUUGCCGAGGAGGCUGCAUGGAAGUACGCAAAUGAUAAUGGAUUGGAAAUAAUUACAAUAAACCCAACAAUGGUCAUCGGUCCCCUGUUGCAGCCUACACUGAAUACUAUCGCAGAAGCAAUAUUGAAGUUUAUAAAUGGAUCAUCUUCUACAUACGCCAAUUUCUGCUUUGGAUGGAUAAACGUUAAAGAUGUUGCCCUGGCACAUAUCCUUGCAUACGAAGUUCCUUCAGCAAACGGAAGAUAUUGUAUGGUUGAAAGAGUCAUUCACCACUCGGACCUUGUCAAGAUCAUACACGAGAUGUAUCCUGAAUUUCCAGUGCCAGACAAGUGUGCAGAUGAUGCACCGUUUGCCACAAUCUACCAGGUAUCAAAGGACAAGAUAAGAAGUCUAGGCAUGGAGCUGACCCCCCUGGAGACAAGCCUCAAGGGACUAUCGAGAGCUUGA